Molecule: messenger RNA, 870 nt
Organism: Daucus carota subsp. sativus
Lineage: Eukaryota; Viridiplantae; Streptophyta; Magnoliopsida; Apiales; Apiaceae
Product: 23 kDa jasmonate-induced protein
Exons: 2
Coding region: 39-683 (214 amino acids)
Source: RefSeq, a predicted model, not a curated record
CUCGAGCAUUGGACAUAAAAUUGUGUAGAAACCCAAAAAUGAAUCCCUUUGGAGUGCCAAUCACAGAUAAGACCUUGCAGGAAAUGUCAGAAUAUCGCGAUAAGGAAAUAACACAAGAAGAUAGGGCAAGAGAGGCGAUGAGAUUAAUCCAUGCUGAAGACAAGAACCUCAAUGCUCUUCAGCAUGCAUUGAAUCUUAAGGCUAGGUACGGUACCGGAGUUUCCACAUUAUGCCUUGUGUAUAAUGGUACUGGAGACACCCUUCAACAGGUGCAGCAGAUAGAUUGGUAUGGUUAUAUUUAUAAUGAACAACCUCCCAGGUCCUUUGAAAAUGGUCAGUGGCUCGCUUUCCUCCACGCCCACCCGACCGCCCAGUCCAGAGGCUGCGAAGCUGCUCGUGUGUACCGCGGUAAGAACGUUAAAGGAGAGGUUCGUGACUACAUGAUAGCUUGGUCUACCCCUUGGGGUCCUAGCUACCAAAACUCGGCAUAUACUGAGGUCCGUGGCGAGGAUCAUUUCCCCAAAUUUUGGUCUUAUAUAAGGGGACUGCUAGCAAAUGCUGAGAAAAUAACGACGGAUGAAACCGAUAAGAAUUGUACAUCGGCUGUGGGAAUUGGUGGUGUUACUUCCCCGGAAUUCAUUGCGAUACUUAAGCACAAAUUUAGCCCAGAACCAGAACCAUGAGCUGCCAUCAUCAUCGCUGGCAUCGAAUAAAUUAUUAAGACUAAAGUCAUGAUUUACUCAUGAUAUUUAAAUAAAUCAAUUGUAAUGAUAAAAUGUAAUGUGAAGUAUGGAGUGUUGUUUAAAUUUUUACUAUUUCCAAAAUAAUAACCAGUACACUCUGGUGUUGUGUAACCUAUUUUUCUUCUGA